GCUUAACGGGUGGGGCCUUAACGGUCAGUUGAGCCGCCAGCGACGAAACUCAUCGGUCGGCGCUUUCUCAAUCCUUCUCCGCCUACCAAGUUCUUUGGAUCAAAAAAAAUUAUGUUUUAAUUCGAACAAAUUCCGUUUCCGCCCUUGGAGCAGGACCAAACGGGGGGGAGGGGUGUCUGCAAAGAGUGUGCGUGCGACGGCGCCAGUGAAUGAAGGUGAUGGUUGUUAAUGUACUGGUUCUAACGGCCAACAGUUCGGACAGUUGGGCCCGCGAAUGUUGAACGCUGGGCACCUGGUUGCACGCAUGCCGCGCCGUUUCCACCCCGCCUCUAGUCCGUAACUAUUGGUUGUCUCUGAAAGGAAACCCCACCCCCAACCUGAACUCUGUUUCUAUUGGUCGCACCGUCUUGGCCCGCCCACCGCUUGCCACCCUGCUUCUAUUGGCAGGCGGCCGCGUUCCGUUGCGCCUGAACAUGGAGCUGCAAUCGGAGAUGAUGGAAGCCGGAAGGCGCCCGCAGGCCCCGUCGCGGACCGACUUCACCUCGUCCCCUUUUCUUGCUGUUCAGCCGAGUAGGAAAGUGGCAGUCAGGUCGGAGCCGGCUAUUUGUUCUGCUGCUGCCGCAGCUGCCGUCGUUGGUGGUGGUAGCGGCGCCGUGCCGGCCUAUUGCGGCAAUAGAACGGGUGGCGACACGGCCACUUUCAUCGGGAGUGUGCCGGUCACCGUCUCCUUGGAGAAUUUUGAUGGUCAGCACAGAAUAGUAUGUGUGACUACAGACGCUAAUGGAGGAACAUUGUCCUACGUUGGCCAGCUGAAUUCAGAUGUAAAUUUGGAAUUGCAGGCUGCAGUGUCUCCACAGCCUUUGUUGCAAGGAGAUGGUGUGAGUGCUGUUUCAACUGGCAACCCACUGCUUCAGAUUCAUUCAUUGGAUACAGGAUCACAACGCCUUCAAAGUGUUAUUCAGGAGGGACAAACAGAAAAAAACAGCAGUACAAAGGAAGUUGAGAGUGAUGAACCCAAGAAAAGAAAAGGUGGUUGGCCAAAAGGCAAGAAGAGAAAACCUCAGAAAGAUUUUACUGCACCCCGGGCUCCAACCACAGGGUAUGUGUUAUUCCUGAAUGAACAGAGAGCCAAGCUGAAAAUUGAACAUCCAGAUCUCCCUUUUACAGAGAUUACAAAACUGUUGGGCACUCAGUGGUCACAACUGUCUCAGGAGGGCAAACAGAAGUAUAUUGAUGAAGCAGAAAAAGACAAGCAGCGAUAUAUUGAGGAACUGAAAGCAUAUCAAAAUUCUGAGGCUUAUCAAGCUUUCCUGAAAAGAAGAGCAAUGAACAAAGUAAAAAACCAAUGUGGUGUGGAGUCUCUGGAUACUGAAUUUGAUAGUGAGGCAGUUGGACUGUCAGAAAUUGGCGAUGAAGACAACAAUGGCCUCUAUUGCAAAACAUGUAAUCAAUACUUUAGCUCUUUACAUAAUAAGAAGGAACAUCUUUUUGGAAGGCAGCAUCUGCAAAAUUUGACAGGAGAUUUUGAGAAAGAGGUAGCUGAACUCUCUAAACAAGAACAGCAACAGGGUGAUGAGGACUCAGCAGAUGAUGUUGACAAUUCAGAGCUCUCUCAGUUUUGUGGCCUGACCUCAAAGCAUAACUAUACAUCACUUAAUCUAAGUCUUUUGGAGGAAUAUAUUUUCAAGCAGGUAAAAUUGAGAGAGUUAGAACUUGAUGAACUUGCAAAAUCUUUGGAGCAUGCCCAAGAUGAGCGUGAAAAUCUAAACACACAGUUGGAAGGAUUGAAGCAUCAGAAGGUAAAGUUGGAAACUGAUCUUGCAAACCUGAAAGCCUAUGGAGCAACACUGGAUGCACAACUGGACAGUUUAAAAAUGGUUCCAAUGCUCUUUCAGUUCCACAUUCAAAUAGUGGAUAAUGGAAAUUGCAUGCGCCAGAAACAGUUCCUAUCUCUGGAUACAAUCAUGAAGUAAAGCAGAAACACUCCAAAUUGCAACAACCUUUUGCUAAAAGUGCUGUAUAUGAAGAAUAAAGAUGUUGAACGAUGAAGAAUGGAAAGAAUUUUGAAGCAACAGCUCAGGUCAGAUGCGAAUGUUGAAUUCCACUGAGUUUCUAUCUGUUUGAAGAGAUUUUGUCUGUUGAAGCUAGCUUUUGUGCAUUAGAUUUAUCAGUGUUUUAUUUUAAUGCAACAAUUUUUGCAGAUCGCUAUUUUCUGACAUAACGCUGUAUUCUGUUAUGAAAGUAUGUAGCGAAUAUGUUUUAUCAAUACAUACUAUGUCGACCAUGUGGUGCAGCUUAAACUUUAUGAAUGCUCAUUAUUGAGAGUUGUUAAUCUGGGGUCUUCACAUGAUUAUCAUUGGCUGAACUGUGGUCAAUUAAAACACCAUAUGGGGCAAUUUUUAAAAAAUGCUGAAGUCCACUGUUGGAAGAUGUUUACCACAGUAAUGUAAAACCUAAGUAGAGUAAAAAUGAAUCUUGUCCCCACCCUGGCAGCACUUUUGUUAUCAAACAGAACACUACAAUUUCGUGGUUUAAACACACACUCCUGUAUUUUCUGUAUACUAAUUGACACAGCAUUCUUUUCACAGAAAAUUGAUAGAAAGAAAUGUCUUUUACAACACGUGAAUGAAAGUGGUCUCCAUUUGUGGUUUUUCUACAAGUUGUGAACUGUGGUCUUUUUUUAAAAUUUCAGUUAUUAGUAAUUAUGUACAAUGCAAUAUAUGUAAUUUACAAUAAUUAUGUACAUUAGUGGAAAGUUACUUUGUCCAGUUUUUGAAAUUGCAGAAAUGUAAUUUUCAUUUGUAAUACUUGUUUGCUGCCAGCUGUUCAAAAUGUUAAAUUUUUUGUACACAAUGUACAUGUGUAUCAUACAUGGAUUUUAAUGUAAAUUGGCUACUAACGUUUGAUGCAUCUCUUAUGCUGAAUUGCAAGAUUUCUUCCAAUUUGUGAUGCACAUUAUAUUGAACAGGAUUGUUCUUGGUGCCAACACAGAAGGCAAAUGUUCCAGUAAAUAGCUAUUGUCUAAUACAUCAAUUAGUUGGUGCUAUAGUAGUGAGACUAAUGAAUUGCACUUUCAUAUAUGGGUCAGAUUGUAGAAUGUGUAUUUUUAAAUAAUGCUUAAAAAAACUAUGAAUCUGUUUUAUAGAUAUAAAAAAAUGUUGGCAUUUUAAAUGUUUACUAAAUCAUUGAGAACACUGUUUUCUAUAUUGUAUUGCUGCAUUUGAACAUUAAAGGACUGUAUAUUUAUUUUUAUUGUGAAAAUAUUGUCAAAUGCAAUAAAUUGCUUUUAAAGGUGGUAUUUGCUGUUUUUCUGCUAUGGAAAACUAAUUUGAUUUGUGAUACUACUCUGCAUAUCCCAGCACCAUGAACCAGCAGCUGGUAAUAAUGGGAAGAAUUAGUAAUACCGAAGGAGGAACAAAAAAUCUACGCCAUUGAUAAUUGGCCUGGAAAACAUAUUUGGGGGUGGAUUACCAUGAAAGGAGUUGAUUUUGUAUCUAUUGGAAAAGGAUAAAGCAUAGAUUAUUGUGAUACUUCAACAUUUUCUGUUUUGUUCAAUUUUUAAAAGUGCUUUUUGAUCAAAUUUUGCUCAUCAAACUUGAACUUUUACAGUAUUGGACAAAGUAGCAGUGUUCCGUUCCAUUUUGAUCAUUCAUACAGAAAACUUAAUCUCCUAUUGCUGGACCCCAACAUUGCCUUCUCCCUAAUCAUGGUUUCAGCAGUAUAACUCAGAUAGUAAGAACUGUCGAUGCUGGAGUCAGAAGUAACACACUGUGGAGCUGGAGGAGCACAGCAGGCCAAGCAGCAUCAGAGGACCAAGAAAGUUGACGUUUCCAGUCGGGACCCUCCAUAAAAACCUGACCCGAAACAUGAACUUUCCUGUUCCUCUGGUGCUGCCUGGUCUGCUGUGCUCCUCCAGCUCCACUCUAUUAUCUUGGCAAUAUAACCUUUCCAUUUCCUCCCUCAGCUAACUCUGAAGCGUUUUGACUUCAUUAUGCUAACAUUUGUCAAUGUCGUGCCAAUUUGUGCUUGGUUGUGGACAGUUUAACAACUGUUUAAUCAUAAAAUGUGUAAAGACAGUUGAUGAAUAUGUAGCAUGAAAUAGUUAAAAGAUGUACCAUCUGAACAUAUGUACGCGAGCACAUGAGCUGAUGUCCUGUAGU
This is a messenger RNA of Stegostoma tigrinum, 4160 nucleotides long. RefSeq lists its product as uncharacterized. The record is from RefSeq and is a predicted model, not a curated record. Bases 474 to 1973 code for a protein of 499 amino acids. Gene Ontology annotation, cellular component: nucleus. NCBI's taxonomy places the organism in Eukaryota, Metazoa, Chordata, Chondrichthyes, Orectolobiformes, Stegostomatidae. Gene Ontology annotation, biological process: regulation of gene expression. The transcript is spliced from 13 exons.